AUGUCUUCCACUAUUUUUUCACUUCUCGAUCUUUUGGCAUCGAGAUUCAGAUCAGAUUCCCAAAAUGAACAGAAUGCACCAUCAGAAUCUACAGACUCAGAGCCACAUUCACAGCCAAGGUCUAGAUCACAUACCGAAACAUCUAGACCUGGAAAUUUCCCAACAAGAUCACCACCUACAUCAAGACAGAAUCGUUCAAUGACAACACUUGAAGGACCACCUCUUCCACCAAAUUUAAAUAGUACUGAAAAUAAUAAUAAUAAUAAUAAUAAUAAUAAUAAUAAUGAAGUAAAUCCACAACAAUUAGCAGCUUUACAUAUUUUAAAUAAUAAUAAUAAUAGUAAAAAUAAGAAUAAAAAUAGAAGAUCCUCAAAUUUUCAUGGACCAGUACAACCAGGUGGAAAAUCAAGAUCUAAUAGUAUAGCACCAAGUGGAUCAACACCAAAAGUACCAUCUCUAAAUUUACAAGUACCUCCAACAGGAGGAGAUGGCAGAAAGAGUCCAAGAAGAUCGCCAAGAGAAAAUAGAUCAUCAACAACAGUAAAUGUACCAAUACCAACAACCACAACAUCAACUACAACCACAACAACAGCAACUCCAAAUGUUUCAGAGCAACCACCAAUCACUAUUUCAGAACCAAAUCAAACCGAUGUAUCAAAACAAAAUCCAGUAUCAAAUAACGAAACACCUUCUACAACUUCCAACGACAAUGAAGUAAACACAAUUUCAAUUGAGGUUCCUGAAGUUGUUGUUGGCGAAAAUACAUCAGCUCCACCAGAUACACCAACAAUGUUUGGUGCUUCAGUGGGAGCAGGACACGACCAUGGAAUUCUGACGAUCAUUCACAGACCACUGGAGGAAUCUACUGAUCCAAUGGCAGUCGAGAUGGAUGAUUUCGCUCAGGAAGAAUUUUACGAUGAAGAACAAGGUGCUGACUACCAAAAUAAAGAUGAUGAAUUUGAGGAGGAUGAAUACGAUGAUGUCGACGAAGCAAAGAAAGAACCACCACCACCUUUCAGUAAUAAGAUAUUCUUUAGAGAGAUAUUCUAUUACUUUGGAAGAUUGGCAUUGUUGGUACUCAUGGUCUCGACAGUAGCUAUCGGAUAUGGAAUGUUUGAAAUCUAUGCUGGAUGUAGAUUUGUUGAUAUUAAUGUACAUCUUUGGCCAAAAUGGGGUAUCAUUUUACAUGCUAUCUCUCGUAUUAUAUUAAAUACUGCAUUAUGUAUGUUUCCAUAUAUUUUAUUGGCAAUUUCAUUUGGAUUUAAACAAACAAUUAUAUGUUUACCAAUUGGAAUUGUAUCAUCGAUGGGUGCAUCUGCUUGGGCAACCUACAAUGUUGUAAAUCCAAUUUUAGAUGCCAAGCUAGCGUUGUUGCCUUCCUAUUUCUUUUUCGUAGUUGCUUUGUUGUCGAGUGCAACAUAUAUGGGAAAGAAAUUAAAGUCAGCGAAUUUCCGUCAUCUCUUUAUGGGCCAAUUCGUUUUGGCAGCGGUUGCCCUUGUAAUAUAUGAUUUCUUCUUGGUGCCAUUCUACAUCCAGACCUCUUCCAUCAACAAGUCGGUCGUACGUAUUCUCAUUCAUCCAGGACUGUGUGCCAUCGCUCUUUUUGUAUCACGUGCAUGCUCCUCGAGAAUCCAACCGACUCACAAAGGCACCAACGUUUUCCCAGUACUUAUUUUCAUGUGGUUCAACACAUACUACGGACGUUUCUUCAACAGCAACAUGUCACUCGGAUUCAUGACCGGAACAAUGGCCAUUGUCUCGGGACUCGAGCUCAUCUGGCGUACAACAUUGCGUCCACGUGACAAAAAAAUAAUGAAUGCCAUCUGCGGUUUCUGCUUCAACCGUGAACUGAGCCAUUCAAACAACUUUGACAGAAUCUACCGUGACUUCCUCAGACACGAGCAAAUGUACGAGAACACCUCGAUUAUCACGGCGUGUGCAGUCUACUUGGCAUACUACUCGGUGUUCGAUCCAAACAACUUUGAAUACGACAGAAUAUUGGCAAGUAUGGCAAUCCAGUUUGGUCUCGAAUGGGUUACCGACUUGGUCAGUUUCUACAUUGAGUCCAGAGUACACAAACUUGACAUUCUCUACCGUGAGAAAUAUCCACGUGGUUUUUACUUUAUGAUUUGCUACACCUUUUUCCUUGGUAUGGCAUACUCCACAUCGCGUAUCAUUUUAAUCAACAAAGGUCAAUGGAUAUCUUAA
Heterostelium album PN500 is the source of this 2208-nucleotide messenger RNA. RefSeq lists its product as uncharacterized. The coding region runs from base 1 to 2208 and encodes 735 amino acids. Lineage: Eukaryota; Evosea; Eumycetozoa; Acytosteliales; Acytosteliaceae. The transcript is spliced from 2 exons. The record is from RefSeq and is a predicted model, not a curated record.